CGCGGCGUCCGAGACCCACGGUGACUCGGCCUCCGCGCCGGGGGGUGGGGGGGUUGUGCGGGACUCUUUUCUUUCAGACUGACCACGGGGCAGCUGGGAGCAUGUCGACCCCAGCCAGAAGGAGGCUUAUGCGGGAUUUCAAGCGGUUGCAAGAGGACCCACCUGUGGGUGUUAGUGGCGCACCAUCGGAAAACAACAUCAUGCAGUGGAAUGCAGUUAUAUUCGGACCAGAAGGGACACCCUUUGAAGAUGGUACUUUUAAACUAGUAAUAGAAUUUUCUGAAGAAUAUCCAAAUAAACCACCAACUGUUAGGUUUUUAUCCAAAAUGUUUCAUCCAAAUGUGUAUGCUGAUGGUAGCAUAUGUUUAGAUAUCCUUCAGAACCGAUGGAGUCCAACAUAUGAUGUAUCUUCUAUCUUAACAUCAAUUCAGUCUCUGCUGGAUGAACCAAAUCCAAACAGUCCAGCCAACAGCCAGGCAGCUCAGCUUUAUCAGGAAAACAAACGAGAAUAUGAGAAAAGAGUUUCAGCCAUUGUUGAACAAAGCUGGAAUGACUCAUAAUAGACAAGUGGUCUGUUAAUCUUUUUCAUCAUUGUUGUGUAUAAUUUACCUCUCAGUAGAAAGGCUAACAAAUUUUAAGUGCCACAGGUUUUAAGGAUUCUGCAGAAAAAAAAAGUCCUUCAGUUUAGAACCUACAAAAGCUUGUGUAUCUUGAUUAAUGUACUUUUUAUUGCAUGGUGUGAACUAAGUUAUUGCUACAUAAAUUUGUAAUAUAUCCUGUUUGUAUUUUUUUCCAAGUGUAUAAUGUUGGUGUGGAGUUUUCAUGACAGAAUAUACACAUUUUGUAAAUCUGUACUUUUUUCAAAUAUUGAAUGCCUUAUUUUUGAAUUCUUUAGAUUUUUAAAUUGGAGAAAAGCACUUAAAGUUUUUUAUAUAUGAAUAUUACAUGUAAAGCUGUUAAAAUACAUAACUUCAGUGCAAGAGAUUUUGUCACUUAUUUCCUUAUCUGUGUAGGAUGGGUUAAUAAGUCUCUAGCUCUCCACAACUGAUGAUAGUUUCAUUUCCAAUUUCAAGAGAAGAUUUCUAUUUUAUCAAGAAAUUCUUCAAAUUUGAUUCUAAAUACCAAUUAUAAUUUCAUACUUUAUUUUGAAUGUACCUAUAUUAGUUUUAAUUCAACAGUUACAUACAUAACUGGUUUGAUUCUGUCUAGUUCUGUAUUGAGGCCACUUGUUGCAGUUUCUUCAUGCACUACUUACUGUUAAACUGUACCUUUUGCAAUUAGCACCUCUACCAUGAACAGAGAGCUGAUGCAACUUAUUUUGCUGCUUGGAAGCAUCUUUAAAAGGUUUUUGAUUGAUGAAGAAAGUAAGUCUGUAAACAUUUUCC
This is a messenger RNA of Trichechus manatus latirostris (Florida manatee), 1385 nucleotides long. It is a transcript of the gene UBE2B, whose product is annotated as ubiquitin conjugating enzyme E2 B. The record is from RefSeq and is a predicted model, not a curated record. The coding region runs from base 102 to 560 and encodes 152 amino acids. Gene Ontology annotation, molecular function: ubiquitin conjugating enzyme activity. NCBI's taxonomy places the organism in Eukaryota, Metazoa, Chordata, Mammalia, Sirenia, Trichechidae. The transcript is spliced from 6 exons. Gene Ontology annotation, biological process: proteasome-mediated ubiquitin-dependent protein catabolic process; DNA repair; protein polyubiquitination. Gene Ontology annotation, cellular component: HULC complex.